CAUGGCGACCAUAGGAGAAUCUGUCGCGGUCUUGCACGUGAAAGAUGCAAAAUUAGAAGAUGUAGGCGAAUCGUUUGAACCAACACACAUAACAGUUACAUACAAUACAAAAUACAUAUCAGUUGUCGAGACUGAAACACAGAAGACAGUCAAAAGUUGGUCAGUGAGAAGAGGACAAGAAAUAACCAGUCCUACAGUAUGGAAUGAAAAAGAAGGAUUUGUUACUGUUAUAGAUAAAAAGGAAGUGAGAUUGUGGACAAAAGAUGAAGUAAACUUUGAAAAAUGUAAAAAGAAACAUUUUAACUACAACAUCCACCAGAUACUAUCAGUAAAGGGGUAUAAACCUGUCGUUGUGUGUGAAAAUGGGGCUAUCAAUUUUCUUUCAAAAAUAAAGGAUUCCAUUGGCAUUCUAGAAGAUGGUGAUUUUAUUCUUAAAUGUCAGGCAUUCAUCAUCAAAGACAGACUGGUUGUUCUGUGUUUAGUGCAGAAACAGAAUAAAAGUUUACAGAUGAUUUCACAUACUUUCUCAGACGAUGAUACAGAUAGUACCUGGUCAUGUGACACCAGUGAUGUAGAUUUUCAGGUAGAUACACCUGUAUGUACCUGUCACAUGAAGCAGUUUGGUAAUGAUGUGAGAUGUCAUGUUUUAUAUUCCAGUGGUGACCUUCAUAGUUUAAAUGUUUCACCUUUAACAAACAGUAUCAGAAGUCAGAAAUUAUGCCAUUUGAAUUGUUUGCAGAAGUCUGUUUCCAUUGUGAUACUUAACUCAACACAUAUUGCUAUUGCUGGCAUCAAACAAGGCAACCACAUUGGUUUAGGUAUCUACGACACCAGAUUUGAUGUAUUACACACAUUUAGACCAUUCACAGAGGAUAUGGCCGAAGACAUUAAACUUUUCCAUUGUAAUAACUGCCUGUUUACAUCCUAUGGGAAAACUUUGUAUAUGUAUCCAUACUCAUGUCAAAGGUCAACAGUAGCUACAAUACUAGGAAAACAGAAUAUACAGACAGACAAUUUGGACCAUGUGGCAGAAUGGGGCACAAAAGUACCAAAGAAAAAAGACUGUGAAAAAGAAGAAAAUAUAAGAAACAUUUUACAGCAGUUAUCAGAUAAGACACAGGUGACCAACUAUAAAAAGUUUACUGAAAUGUUUAAUAAAGUGAAGCCAUUAUUAUCAGACCUUGAGAGUCAAAGUAAUUUGAUGCUACAAUUUGUGCAACGUUGUCUCACUGAAGAGAAGUUCUUCCCAAAGACAGAAGUACAGUUUCUUAUAAAAACACAGGCUAUACCUUCUGUAUUAAUGACACAUCUGUUUGAUGCUCUAAUCAAACAUAAAGCAACAGGUUUGCUGAAAAAUACUUUGGAGUAUAUCUCCAAUAUACCAGAAUCUUGCCUCUGUAAGAUGUUAGAUUUUAUUCUGAGUUUAGAAGAAAAAGAUUUAGAUGGACAAAUAAAUGGUCAGUCAACCAUAGAGGGAUGUCCACUUCCCUCUACUAAGAUGUAUUUUAUAAAUCAGAUCUUACAUGUGUCAUUCAAUGAUGUGUUCCUGGUAGAGUGUGUCGGAAUGCUGUCAUUUAAAAAUGUUCUGGCUUUGUUAGAGUAUUUAUACUUUCUGCUAAACAUUGGAACAGAACAGAUAGAAGAAAUACCAAACAAUCCUUCAUUGGAGCAGGUUGUAGACUGGUUAUGUUGUAUAUUAGAUGGACAUUUUACACAACUAAUUAUCUCUCCUGAUGCCAGAGGUGUACUUGUGCAUCUGCAUAGUAUUGUAGAAUCUCAGGUUGAGUUUUACGAUGAGUUACUAAGUUUAGAUGCUCUACUACAACAACUGGAAUCUAGAUGUGCAAUACCAAAAAACAAGAUGGUUGGACAGUACUGCAUAGAAGUUUUACACAUACUAUAAAUAAAGUUCAUAUUAAUUCA
Molecule: messenger RNA, 1923 nt
Organism: Mytilus californianus (California mussel)
Lineage: Eukaryota; Metazoa; Mollusca; Bivalvia; Mytilida; Mytilidae
Product: nucleolar protein 11-like
Exons: 16
Coding region: 2-1903 (633 amino acids)
Biological process (GO): maturation of SSU-rRNA
Cellular component (GO): nucleus; nucleolus
Molecular function (GO): RNA binding
Source: RefSeq, a predicted model, not a curated record